This is a messenger RNA of Rhopalosiphum maidis (corn leaf aphid), 664 nucleotides long. Its product is annotated as transmembrane protein 107-like. The transcript is spliced from 5 exons. Gene Ontology annotation, biological process: non-motile cilium assembly; protein localization to ciliary transition zone. Lineage: Eukaryota; Metazoa; Arthropoda; Insecta; Hemiptera; Aphididae. Gene Ontology annotation, cellular component: MKS complex. The record is from RefSeq and is a predicted model, not a curated record. The coding region runs from base 184 to 603 and encodes 139 amino acids.
CUACCUACCUAUAUGGCUAUGUAUAAUAUAUUUAUAGGUAAUGUAAAAAAAUUCAAAUUGAAACUUAAUGUUUUAUUAAAAUUAUUUUAUUUUAUUUGUACUUCAAUGUGUUUUUCGAGGAAGCAUAAUAUUGGAUAAAACACGGUGAAACUAAUUUAUAUAAAAAUAUAUUAUUGAGCCACAAUGUCAACAUUUUGUGCUGAUGGUCUUAUUCCAGCAAGAUUUUUAUGUCUUGUUGCUCAUUUUAUAAUGCUAAUCAUGGCUUUAAACCAUAGGGAGCAAAACGUAAAGGCCUGUCUACCAUAUGAUUAUGACAACUAUCUUUACAUGGAACAAGACAAAAGGUUGAUGAUUGGUUACACACUUUCAAUUGGUUUCAUUGGUAUCGAAAUGUUUGGAUUUAUGAGUGGUAUAACCAUGUUUUCUCCAACAAACGGUUUUAUUUCUAUGAUUUGUCAUGGCGUAGCUACCGUGAUGAUGUUUUAUUUUCUUCAAGACUUAUGGAGUUGUGAGAUGUUUUGGUCCGUAUUUUUUUUAUGCAGUAUAUUGCCGUGUUUGAUCGAACUAAUUAUGAUAAGCUAUUCAUUUAUAAUGAAAAAAUGAUGGCAUAUUUAUAGACAUUGUAUUUAAGUUAUUAAUUUAUAAUAAUAUGUAAAUUUUUAUA